AUGUUGGGUGGGUUUCCGAUCUUCUUGGUAGUGAGAGUUCUGGGUUUCAUCAUUGCGGCUUUGGUUUUGACAUGGACUGUUCAAUACAGAGGAGGGUUAGCUCUAGCUUCCGAUAACAAAGAUCUCAUCUUUAAUGUUCAUCCAGUUUUGAUGGUGAUUGGACUCAUUCUCUUCAAUGGAGAAGCAAUGUUGGCGUACAAGUCAGUUCAAGGCACAAAGAACUUGAAGAAACUGGUUCAUCUUACGCUACAAUUCACAGCCUUUAUCCUAAGCCUAAUCGGAGCAUGGGCUGCUCUCAAGUUCCAUCUCGACAAAGGGAUCGAAAACUUCUACAGUCUCCAUUCUUGGCUCGGCCUCGCUUGUCUCUUUCUUUUCGCCUUCCAGUGGGCUGCAGGGUUUGUGACUUACUGGUACCCGGGCGGUUCGAGAAACAGCCGAGCCAACUUGAUGCCAUGGCACGUGUUCUUGGGGGUUUACAUAUACGCAUUGGCCAUAGUGACUGCAACCACAGGGAUACUCGAGAAGGCGACUUUCUUGCAAGUGAACCAGGUGAUCACUCGGUACUCCACAGAGGCGAUGAUGAUUAACACCAUGGGCGUUCUGAUUGUUGUUCUCGGCGGUUUCGUGGUGCUCGCUGUGGUUACUCCUGUCAACGGCAAAGACCAUGUCCUUACACAAUAG
Microthlaspi erraticum is the source of this 681-nucleotide messenger RNA. Lineage: Eukaryota; Viridiplantae; Streptophyta; Magnoliopsida; Brassicales; Brassicaceae. The record is from the annotation of a GenBank genome assembly.